GCUGUGACUACCAGUUCCGUCACUACGAUGAAGGGGACAGAAUCGUCACCAACGAGCCCUGCCUCAACUGCACCUGUCACGACUCCAUGCUCAUGUGCUAUCUAAAGGUGUGUCCCUUCAGCAAGCCCAUUGGUCAAGACUGUACGGUGGAGAAGAGCCCUAAUCAGUGCUGUCCUGUAAUUACCUGUCCUCAAGUGCCAGUGAAUCUUCAAGUGAUGCAGAUGACCACCACCACCACCACACUCUCCCCCCCAGCCAUCACCAGCAGCGGCAUCGUCGUCGUCAACGGCUCCAGCAUCACCGGUCUAGCCACCGUCACUGAGCACGGCUGUACCAUCGAGGGAAGCUAUUACCCUGAUGGCGUUCAGGUACCAGGAGAUCCGAGCAAGCCAUGCGAACUGUGUUACUGCAUCAGGAAUCACACAGCUUGUGUGAUGCAGGAGUGCAUUCUUAUGGUGCCUGGGUGCAAGCCUAUCUUCCAGGAGGGAAUCUGCUGCCCCGUCAGAUACGACUGUGCUUACAACGAGACUGACGAGAGUAUUCCAACAACGACGGCAUCGGCCUUCUUAGUGGGCAAUGACUCUGCGAUUCUCCCAACCACCACCAUGCCCCCACCUCCUGCCGGCUGCUUCCACAAGGGCGAGUUCUUUGCUGACGGUGCCCUCAUUCCCUCCGAAGACCCGUGCGAGCACUGCUACUGCAUGCUGAGCGACCUCGUGUGUGCCAUCCAGGAGUGUGUCUCCCCGCUCGACGACAUGCAGGAGAACUGCAUUCCAAGAGCGGCGCCCGAGGGACGGUGCUGCCCUGAAGCCUAUGACUGCCCCGAGGUGACAACAGUAACACUGGAUUUGUCAGCACUGACGACCGAGCCAACCAACGCUACAGAGAGCAUCACUGAGGACCCAGAGCCAGAGACGGACAUCGACCAGCUGGUUACAACUGAUCUCCCACCUGUUGACGGAGAAAUUGUUGUCACAGACACGAUUGCCCAAACUGGAACCGAUGAGACAACCACUGAUAGUUUAUCUGAGGUUGAUGAAACGUAUACUGGUGGUCCAACUGGGGUUGAAACUACCACCGAUUCUCCAAAAGUAUCUGACAUAACAGACACGCCUAUCGACUCGGCUACAGACACUACGGAUAUCAUCAGUGGGUCACCUGCUACAGGUUCCGACAGUUCUACUGAAAGUUCCCUAACUACACUCCAAGAGGGUGAUUACAGUACUGAAGCUUCUCUUGCUACUGAUGACCUCAGCGGAGUUAGUGUACCAGGUGUUACCGAGCCCUCAACACUUACUGAUGAAACAGAAAGUCCUGAUUAUCCCACAAGUUAUGAGACCUCGGUAACUUCUGAAGCUCCAGUAACGCCUGAGGCUCCAGCAACCUCUGAGGCUCCUAUUGGUACCCCGAGUCAAGAAGAUAUUGAAUCUCUUGCAGGUACUGAUGUCUCAUCUAGUACUGAUUCAACUGGGGUUAAAACUACCACUGAUAGUUUACUUGAAGUUGAUGAGACGUCCACUGGUGGUCCAACUGAGGUUGAAACUACCACCGAUGGUUUACUUGAAGUUGAUGAGACGUCCACUGGUGGUCCAACUGAGGUUGAAACUACCACCGAUGGUUUACUUGAAGUAGAUGAGACGUCCACUGGGGUUGAAACUACCACUGAUAGUUUACUUGAAGUUGAUGAGUCGUCCACUGAAGAUCCAACUGGGGUUGAAUCUACCACCGUUUCUCCAAUAGUACCCGAAAUAUCGAUUACGCCUAUCGACUCGGCUACAGACACUACGGAUAUCAUCAGUGGGUCACCUGCUACAGGUUCCGACAGUUCUACUGAAAGUUCCCUAACUACACUCCAAGAGGGUGAUUACAGUACUGAAGCUUCUCUUGCUACUGAUGACCUCAGCGGAGUUAGUGUACCAGGUGUUACCGAGCCCUCAACACUUACUGAUGAAACAGAAAGUCCUGAUUAUCCUACAAGUUAUGAGACCUCGGUAACUUCUGAAGCUCCAGUAACGCCUGAGGCUCCAGCAACCUCUGAGGCUCCUAUUGGUACCCCGAGUCAAGAAGAUAUUGAAUCUCUUGCAGGUACUGAUGUCUCAUCUAGUACUGAUUCAACUGGGGUUAAAACUACCACUGAUAGUUUACUUGAAGUUGAUGAGACGUCCACUGGUGGUCCAACUGAGGUUGAAACUACCACCGAUGGUUUACUUGAAGUUGAUGAGACGUCCACUGGGGUUGAAACUACCACCGAUGGUUUACUUGAAGUAGAUGAGACGUCCACUGGGGUUGAAACUACCACUGAUAGUGUACUUGAAGUUGAUGAGUCGUCCACUGAAGAUCCAACUGGGGUUGAAUCUACCACCGUUUCUCCAAUAGUACCCGAAAUAUCGAUUACGCCUAUCGACUCGGCUACAGACACUACGGAUAUCAUCAGUGGGUCACCUGCUACAGGUUCCGACAGUUCUACUGAAAGUUCCCUAACUACACUCCAAGAAGGUGAUUACAGUACUGAAGCUUCUCUUGCUACUGAUGACCUCAGCGGAGUUAGUGUACCAGGUGUUACCGAGCCCUCAACACUUACUGAUGAAACAGAAAGUCCUGAUUAUCCCACAAGUUAUGAGACCUCGGUAACUUCUGAAGCUCCAGUAACGCCUGAGGCUCCAGCAACCUCUGAGGCUCCUAUUGGUACCCCGAGUCAAGAAGAUAUUGAAUCUCUUGCAGGUACUGAUGUCUCAUCUAGUACUGAUUCAACUGGGGUUAAAACUACCACUGAUAGUUUACUUGAAGUUGAUGAGACGUCCACUGGUGGUCCAACUGAGGUUGAAACUACCACCGAUGGUUUACUUGAAGUUGAUGAGACGUCCACUGGGGUUGAAACUACCACCGAUGGUUUACUUGAAGUAGAUGAGACGUCCACUGGGGUUGAAACUACCACUGAUAGUGUACUUGAAGUUGAUGAGUCGUCCACUGAAGAUCCAACUGGGGUUGAAUCUACCACCGUUUCUCCAAUAGUACCCGAAAUAUCGAUUACGCCUAUCGACUCGGCUACAGACACUACGGAUAUCAUCAGUGGGUCACCUGCUACAGGUUCCGACAGUUCUACUGAAAGUUCCCUAACUACACUCCAAGAAGGUGAUUACAGUACUGAAGCUUCUCUUGCUACUGAUGACCUCAGCGGAGUUAGUGUACCAGGUGUUACCGAGCCCUCAACACUUACUGAUGAAACAGAAAGUCCUGAUUAUCCCACAAGUUAUGAGACCUCGGUAACUUCUGAAGCUCCAGUAACGCCUGAGGCUCCAGCAACCUCUGAGGCUCCUAUUGGUACCCCGAGUCAAGAAGAUAUUGAAUCUCUUGCAGGUACUGAUGUCUCAUCUAGUACUGAUUCAACUGGGGUUAAAACUACCACUGAUAGUUUACUUGAAGUUGAUGAGACGUCCACUGGUGGUCCAACUGAGGUUGAAACUACCACCGAUGGUUUACUUGAAGUUGAUGAGACGUCCACUGGGGUUGAAACUACCACCGAUGGUUUACUUGAAGUAGAUGAGACGUCCACUGGGGUUGAAACUACCACUGAUAGUUUACUUGAAGUUGAUGAGUCGUCCACUGAAGAUCCAACUGGGGUUGAAUCUACCACCGAUUCUCCAAUAGUACCCGAAAUAUCGAUUACGCCUAUCGACUCUGCUACAGACACUACGGAUAUCAUCAGUGGGUCACCUGCUACAGGUUCCGACAGUUCUACUGAAAGUUCCCUAACUACACUCCAAGAGGGUGAUUACAGUACUGAAGCUUCUCUUGCUACUGAUGACCUCAGCGGAGUUAGUGUACCAGGUGUUACAGAGCCCUCAACACUUACUGAUGAAACAGAAAGUCCUGAUUAUGCCACAAGUUAUGAGACCUCGGUAACUUCUGAAGCUCCAGUAACGCCUGAGGCUCCAGCAACCUCUGAGGCUCCUAUUGGUACCCCGAGUCAAGAAGAUAUUGAAUCUCUUGCAGGUACUGAUGUCUCAUCUAGUACUGAUUCCACUGGGGUUAAAACUACCACUGAUAGUUUACUUGAAGUUGAUGAGACGUCCACUGGUGGUCCAACUGAGGUUGAAACUACCACCGAUGGUUUACUUGAAGUUGAUGAGAUGUCCACUGGGGUUGAAACUACCACCGAUGGUUUACUUGAAGUAGAUGAGACGUCCACUGGGGUUGAAACUACCACUGAUAGUUUACUUGAAGUUGGUGAGUCGUCCACUGAAGAUCCAACUGGGGUUGAAUCUACCACCGUUUCUCCAAUAGUACCCGAAAUAUCGAUUACGCCUAUCGACUCGGCUACAGACACUACGGAUAUCAUCAGUGGGUCACCUGCUACAGGUUCCGACAGUUCUACUGAAAGUUCCCUAACUACACUCCAAGAAGGUGAUUACAGUACUGAAGCUUCUCUUGCUACUGAUGACCUCAGCGGAGUUAGUGUACCAGGUGUUACCGAGCCCUCAACACUUACUGAUGAAACAGAAAGUCCUGAUUAUCCCACAAGUUAUGAGACCUCGGUAACUUCUGAAGCUCCAGUAACGCCUGAGGCUCCAGCAACCUCUGAGGCUCCUAUUGGUACCCCGAGUCAAGAAGAUAUUGAAUCUCUUGCAGGUACUGAUGUCUCAUCUAGUACUGAUUCAACUGGGGUUAAAACUACCACUGAUAGUUUACUUGAAGUUGAUGAGACGUCCACUGGUGGUCCAACUGAGGUUGAAACUACCACCGAUGGUUUACUUGAAGUUGAUGAGACGUCCACUGGUGGUCCAACUGAGGUUGAAACUACCACCGAUGGUUUACUUGAAGUAGAUGAGACGUCCACUGGGGUUGAAACUACCACUGAUAGUUUACUUGAAGUUGAUGAGUCGUCCACUGAAGAUCCAACUGGGGUUGAAUCUACCACCGUUUCUCCAAUAGUACCCGAAAUAUCGAUUACGCCUAUCGACUCGGCUACAGACACUACGGAUAUCAUCAGUGGGUCACCUGCUACAGGUUCCGACAGUUCUACUGAAAGUUCCCUAACUACACUCCAAGAGGGUGAUUACAGUACUGAAGCUUCUCUUGCUACUGAUGACCUCAGCGGAGUUAGUGUACCAGGUGUUACCGAGCCCUCAACACUUACUGAUGAAACAGAAAGUCCUGAUUAUCCCACAAGUUAUGAGACCUCGGUAACGUCUGAAGCUCCAGUAACGCCUGAGGCUCCAGCAACCUCUGAGGCUCCUAUUGGUACCCCGAGUCAAGAAGAUAUUGAAUCUCUUGCAGGUACUGAUGUCUCAUCUAGUACUGAUUCAACUGGGGUUAAAACUACCACUGAUAGUUUACUUGAAGUUGAUGAGACGUCCACUGGUGGUCCAACUGAGGUUGAAACUACCACCGAUGGUUUACUUGAAGUUGAUGAGACGUCCACUGGGGUUGAAACUACCACCGAUGGUUUACUGGAAGUAGAUGAGACGUCCACUGGGAUUGAAACUACCACUGAUAGUUUACUUGAAGUUGAUGAGUCGUCCACUGAAGAUUCAACUGGGAUUGAAUCUACCACCGAUUCUCCAAUAGUACCCGAAAUAUCGAUUACGCCUAUCGACUCGGCUACAGACACUACGGAUAUCAUCAGUGGGUCACCUGCUACAGGUUCCGACAGUUCUACUGAAAGUUCCCUAACUACACUCCAAGAGGGUGGUUACAGUACUGAAGCUUCUCUUGCUACUGAUGACCUCAGCGGAGUUAGUGUACCAGGUGUUACCGAGCCCUCAACACUUACUGAUGAAACAGAAAGUCCUGAUUAUCUCACAAGUUAUGAGACCUCGGUAACUUCUGAAGCUCCAGUAACGCCUGAGGCUCCAGCAACCUCUGAGGCUCCUAUUGGUCCCCAGAGUCCAGAAGAUAUUGAAUCUCUUGCAGGUACUGAUGUUCCAUCUGGAACUCAUGAGACUUCCACUGAUGUUUCAACUGGAGUUGACGCGACCACUGUUUCAACUGGAGUUGAUGGGACCACUGAUGUUUCAACUGGAAUUGACGAGAUCAUCCAUGUUUCAACUGGAGUUGAUGAGACCACUGAUGUUUCAACUGGAGUUGACGAGACCUCCAUCGAUGUUUCAACUGGAUUUGAUGAGACCACUGAUAUUUCAACUGGAGUUGACGAGAUCUCCCCGGAUGUUUCAACUGGAGUUGAUGAAACCACUGAUGUUUCACCUGGAGUUGACGAGACCUCCAUCGAUGUUUCAACUGGAUUUGAUGAGACCACUGAUAUUUCAACUGGAGUUGACGAGAUCUCCCCGGAUGUUUCAACUGGAGUUGACGAGAUCUCCCCGGAUGUUUCAACUGGAGUUGAUGGGACCACUGAUGUUUCACCUGGAGUUGACGAGAUCUCCAUCGAUGUUUCAACUGGAGUUGAGAUUACAACAAGUGUUGAUUCUAUCCCCACCAUUCCUGACAUUGGCGAAACAACAACUGGAGCUAGUGCAGGCGUCGAGGACGGUGAAAUUAGUGAAGGGUCCUUUACAGUUGCUCCAGGAACUACUGAUGGGCUCUACACAGAUGUUCCUCCUGCGACUGGAAGCUGCAUCGUUAAUGGCACAAAGUAUGAUAAUAAUAGCAUUGUCCCACUGACGAAUCCUUGUCAAGAAAGUUGUAAAUGUGUGGAUGGCAAGCUGAAGUGUGACUAUAUAGGCUGCCCUCCGUCACCACCUGCCUUCCUUAGGUGUGACGUAGUAGCUUCAGAAGGGAAGUGCUGCCCAACCUACUCUUGCCCAUCUAACCAGACCGAGCAAUCACCUUCGCCUGGAUGUGUACUUGAUGGUGUCCAGUAUUAUGAAGGAGAUCACAUGCCAAGCUCUGACUUCUGUUCAGACUGCUACUGCUCAUAUGGUGAACAUCUUUGUGCAUAUGUUGAGUGCAGCGAACCAGCCGGACAAAACUGUAAACCCACUGAAGUGCCUAAGGGCGAGUGCUGUCCAACAAAAUAUGACUGUGAUGCAGUUGAUUUCAUCGACAUAGAAAACCUUGUCACUGAUGCUGGAACUAGCACAACCCAGUCACCUGGAGCUACCGACACCGACAGAGAAACGGUGACGAUCAUCAUUGAGGAAUCAGUUACCAAGGCACCAUCACCUUCAGAAGGCGAGGCACCAGUGACUCAAGCUAUCAUUACUGGUGAAGCAGUAGGUGAAACUAUUGCUCUGACAGAAGCGCCAGAUUCAAUGAUGACUGGCCCAGUUACAUCCUUUGAGACACGAACAACGGCCCCAGAUGACGAUAGCUUCAUAACUACACCGAUGACCGUUUUGCCGGGUGAUAGCUUGACUUCACAUAGUGACGAAUGGACUGCAGUUACCAUCACACCAGUUGAAGUUGAAGAGAAUGUGACUGAUGUCUCAGUUGAAGGAGGCGAGACAGACGUGAUAAUAGAAGUUCCUGUCACAGGCCUAGGACAAGAACUACCUGGUGUCCCUGGAGAAGGCAGCUGUAUUGUUAACAAUAUCACUUACACCAAUGGUGCCACACUUCCUGGAACUACACCUUGUCACAAAUCAUGUUCAUGCCUGAAUAGUAUUAUAGCUUGCACCUUGAAGGCCUGUGCCUCGCCUCCACCAGCGUUCCUAAAGUGUCAGCCUGUCCAGGACCCUGACCAGUGUUGCCCUACAUACGACUGUGACCCUGAAGCUCCUCCAAGCACACCAUCUCCGGGCUGUGUCAGUCAUGGAGUGCAGUACUACGAGGGCCAGAAUGUUCCGAGCAAAGACGUGUGUACAGAUUGUUUCUGCACUGGUGGGGAGGUAAUCUGUGCAACCUUAGACUGUCCACUUCCAAAUGGAACUAAUUGCAAACCCGUAAUUCGAAAUGAAGAUGGCUGCUGCCCCAGUGAAUAUGAAUGUGAGACUUCAACUAAUGGACCAACUCCAGCCAAGGAGACCACUGACGGGCCAACUGCAGCCGAGGAAACUACCACUGACGGGCCAACUGCAGCCGAGGAAACUACCACUGACGAGCCAACUGCAGCCGAGGAAACUACCACUGACGAGCCAACUGCAGCCGAGGAAACUACCACUGACGGGCCAACUGCAGCCGAGGAAACUACCACUGACAGGCCAACUGCAGCCGAGGAAACUACCACUGACGGGCCAACUGCAGCCGAGGAAACUACCACUGACGGGCCAACUGCAGCCGAGGAAACUACCACUGACGGGCCAACUGCAGCCGAGGAAACUACCACUGACGAGCCAACUGCAGCCGAGGAAACUACCACUGACGGGCCAACUGCAACCGAGGAAACUACCACUGACGAGCCAACUGCAGUCGAGGAAACUACCACUGACGAGCCAACUGCAGCCGAGGAGACCACUGACGAGCCAACUGCUGCCGAGGAAACUACCACUGACGGGCCAACUGCAGCCGAGGAAACUACCACUGACGGGCCAACUGCAGCCGAGGAGACCACUGACGAGCCAACUGCAGUCGAGGAAACUACCACUGAUGGGCCAACUGCAGCCGAGGAGACCACUGACGAGCCAACUGCAGCCGAGGAAACUACCACUGACGGGCCAACUGCAGCCGAGGAGACCACUGACGAGCCAACUGCAGCCGAGGAAACUACCACUGACGAGCCAACUGCAGCCGAGGAAACUACCACUGACGAGCCAACUGCAGCCGAAGAAACUACCACUGACGAGCCAACUGCAGCCGAGGAAACUACCACUGACGAGCCAACUGCAGCCGAGGAAACUACCACUGACGAGCCAACUGCAGCCGAAGAAACUACCACUGACGAGCUAACUGCAGGUGUUGAGACAGCCACUGUUGUACCAUUAACCCCUUACACAACUGUGGGCCCAUCCACAGGUGACAUUGACACUGUGCCUACAGAUACCAUUGUUAACGGCUGUGUUAUGAACGACCAGGUGUUUGAUGAUGGAGACAGUGUUCCUACAGUGUCCCCUUGUCAGCAAGAAUGUAGAUGUGCUAAUGGUACCGUACAUUGUAUCCAGCCUUCCUGCCCCCCACCGCCUCCGGCCUUCCGUCAGUGUGAGGUAGUGUCAUCAGUGGACCAGUGCUGCCCAUCUUUUAAUUGUCCUGUUCCCGAGACCACAUCAUCGCCACGUCAAUGUGUGAGCAUUGAUGGUACCAUUUACAUGGAAGGAGAAUAUGUUCCCAAGGAUGACUGUUCAGACUGUUAUUGUUAUGAUGGCGAGAUCCUGUGUGCCACCCUGGAGUGUGCAUCACCUGGCGACCAUUGUGUGCCAAUGCCCACACCCCAAGGCAGCUGCUGCCCUGAGAAAUACGAAUGCUUGGAUGUAACAUCCUCGCCCGCCACAGCUUCUGACAUUUCUACCGAAGGUUCUGUAACUCCAGCCAUAACUGUAGACUAUACGGAAAGUCCCGAGGCUCCUGCUGGUACUGAGGUUCCUGAAGCUCCUGAAGGUACUGAGGCUCCUGCUGAUAUUGAGGCUCCUGCUGGUACUGAGGUUCCUGAAGCUCCUGAAGGUACUGAGGCUCCUGCUGGUACUGAGGCUCCUGCUGGUACUGAGGUUCCUGAAGCUCCUGAAGGUACUGAGGCUCCUGCUGGUACUGAGGCUCCUGCUGGUACUGAAGCUCCUGAAAGUACUGCGGCUCCUGCUGGUACUGAAGGUACUGAUGUUUCUGCUGGUACUGAGGUUCCAGAAGGUACUGAGGUUUCUGCUGGUACUGAAGCUCCUAAAGGUACUGAGGCUCCUGCUGGUACUGAAGCUCCUGAAAGUACAGAGACUCCUGAGGGUACCAGCCAAGUCACCAUCUCUCUAACAUCCAUUGAUGCUGACAGCCAGGUGACCGAAGCUUCCGUUGCUACAGAUGAUUUUGAUGUGACUGGUGGACCAAGUGCCACCGAGUCUUCUGUCUUCCCUGUUGGACCCACUGUCAUGGGUGAGUCAUUGGUGACUGAUGGCUCUGUUAGCACUGACAGUACUUCUGAUGAUGUGAGUGGAACUGGUGUCACCGACGCAGUAGGAACUGGUGUCACCGACGCAACAGGAGCAACUGCUGACGGACAGACUGCAGAAAGUGUCGCAGGUGAAACCAGCACAACUGGCUCCGAGACUUCAUCUAGUGUCAGUGAGUCCAGUAACGCUACGGCAACACCCUCGACAGAGGAAUCAGUAAGCGAGGCUCCCGAGGAGAGCACAUCGAUUUCACCCAUUGAGUCUUCCUCAGUCACCGGUUUAUCUGUAGAGCCUUCUCUAUCGACGAAGUCCACAGUAGCUGGUUAUGUGACAGAAGCUACUACCAUUGAAGGAGUCUCUCCCAGUGCAGAGAAAGAACCGGAAGGUGGCAUUGAAGUGGGGAUCUCUGAGGCACCGACAAUAACGACAGCAUCGCCAGAAGCUUCCGUGACUGCAUUGCUGGGCACUGUGACAUCAGAAGCAUCUCCAUUCCCACCUUAUCCAGGCACUACUCACUCUACCACAGUCGCACCAUCAUCAACAACUGAAAUCCUCUUCGGGCCAGGUGCUUGUAUGUUUGAUGGUAAAGUGUACGUGUCAGCCCAACAGAUCCCUCGAGAAGACCCAUGUGACUUCUGCUUCUGCUUCCGCGGCGACAUCAUCUGCCUGCAACAGUCCUGUCCCCCACCUAUCCCAGGAUGCUACGAGGAGGCUAUCCCUGGUUUCUGCUGUCCGCGCUAUGAAUGCCUGGUUACCCAGAGUGUGGUCAACAUUACCACCACUACCACACCUAUCCCUACCUAUCCCCCCGUCCGGAUAACCCAGGAGGUUGUUAUGUGUGAAAUCGGUGAUAGGUUCUACCACACUGGUGAGCUGGUUGAAGAAGCUUCUGGACCGUGUCUGGAGUGCAGGUGUGGACGAGGCGGCAUGAUGGAGUGCGACCCAAAGGAGUGCCAAGCUGAGCCCAUCCUACGUAAGAUUCUUCGCUCUAAGUACCAGCGGUGAGUGCGUCGAGAGGAAGACUGGCAUGCCCAGAUGCCCCACGAUGCCUGCUACAAACCCACCACUUAACCAUCACCACCAACCACUCAUACAUACAUGGUUGCUGCCCUAGCAACACCCACCUGUUCCUGCUAGCUAGGUUGGUUCACCUGUGGACACCAUCCUGGCUGCAUAUUUUAUCGCUAGGAGGACUCUCGCUGCUAAAAACUGAAGGAUAUGACACUUUCAAAAUAUAAAUCAACAUUAAGUUAUAUACAAACGUUGCUAUGGUGAAGCACUGAAAGUGUAGAAAAAAGGGAUAACUUAUGCAUAUGUACAUGCAUCACCUCUCUUCUCAGCCCCUUCUCAGUAGCCAUGUUACGGUAGUUUGUCCACAACGCUCAAACAGCAAGUCUGUGUUAAAGAGGAGUGGUGAACGUGUCAUGAUGUGAAGACAGACUAGGAGUAGUGCCAAGUAGUGUCAUACAAUCAUAACAGGAAGAAUAGGCUCGCUAAGAAGCCAAGGAACCUCGGUAAUAUUCUUGCUUCUCUUCCACCCCUUCCCCAAACUCUUACACGAGAAUGGUAUUAUCAGCAUUUCUGCGUGCUGUGGGUGUUGUGUUUUUUCUAUUGAAUGAGCAGGUUACUCAGUAUUACUCUCUGAUGCCUCUUAUUAUAUUCUAUAAAUUAUAAUACGUAUCUUGUGUGUUGUCCCCCAACAAGACAUUUUUUGUUGUACACUUGUGUGGCAUUAAGGAUGGCAUUCUCUCAUAACCCCCUACUGGUCAACGCACCGUGUGCACGCAGAGAUAGCUGAGAUCGACUAAAACCUCUCUUAGUCGAGUCUCAAUUUGCAUGAUUAAGUUUCCCCCAACCCACCUGCUUUCAUUAUUAGGCUUUUGUCAUCGACUCUGUUAAUGAAUGAAGACUGAGUCCCAGUUACAGUAUUGCUUGUAAAUUUGGCUCUAGUGCUGCGAACAAGUUAUGGGCACCUUAUGAAGAUUUCUUUAUACAAAGCUUUGAUAUAUGGAUAAGUAUUUAAAGCUGUAGAUUUAGGCUAGAUAUUCCGAGGUACAUAGAUAAGUUCUCUAUACUCUUAAGUGACCCUUUGGCCAUGUCACUUCCAGGUGGCCAAAUUCCCUGGAUCCUGGAAGUGAGCGGCACUUAACACCUGGAAACAAACAGGUGAAGAAAAUCAUGCCAGUCUUUAUUCCUGCUCGAUGUAUUUUACCCAAAUGUCUACAAAGCUCUAAAACUGAUUUUAGAAACAAUCUUCCGAACUGUAAACCAAAUUAGGACAAACUUCUGACAUAUUUCUUUUCAUAAUACUUGAUUAAGCAGCUGGUCUGUUAACUCCUUCUGGCUUCUUCAUAUAUCACAGCUGAUUGAUAAUAAAAGCAACAGCAUUUGGGCAUUAGUAGAGCCGAGUUUCCGAGGGCAGCCUCACUGAUGAUCACCAUCCUCCUCAGUCUGACUCUCACCCCAGCCCACCUGUACACACACACCUCUUGACUGCUUAUACAUAAGCCAUUGUAUUACUCUGUCACUAACUCGUGACAUCCUUGAAACAUAUCAGUAAUGAUUACUAGCUUUGCUAGCACUAGGUUGGUAGCAAAUGUUCUACUAUAAUGUCACUAAGGCAACAAGUUAAAAUAAAUCCCUCUUAAGUUAUUCUACAGUCAGAAAAACUUUUCUUACUACUAUUGCUAACCCACAAGACACUGGUACACAUUCCUGCACCAGAGCACAGUGUCUCCAAUGUGUCAUCUUGGAGAGCACAGGAUCACGGGCCACUCCCAGCCAUGAGAAUGUGCAUUGUAUAUUUUGUGCGGGCAUAUGCAAUAUAUCUGACUUUAUGAUUGGUCCCCUCCCUUUAAAGGUGCCAAACCACUCCUAUAGAAUGUCUUAGUCUGAGGGGGGGGGGGGGUAGAAGUCUCGAAAAGCACUUAAUCUUUAAUUGAUCUUAGUCUCACAUAAUAUCUUAACCAAUUAAACAAGGGUGACAAACGCUCGUAGUCAUAUUUUAAUGAUGCCAUCAUAGUAGCUACAAAUACCAUAGUCCGAAAUAUUGUUUAGAAUCAAGUGCCUUUCAGAAGUUCUUGCUGCCCCCUUCACCGUGCAUAGAUUUUGCUAGAGCACGGUAAGGCUCUGCUGUUGUAAGAUUAAGGCUGGUAUGUGUAAUAUUACAGACAUUAAAUCCAGUACUGGAUAUUUUGUGUGCUGGACAAUGAUGUAAUGUCUGGUCAGUGAGCAUUCAUUGGUUGUUUUCGACAUGAGAGGCAGCCAGGGAGAUCAUUGAAUACUAUCGACUAGUCUGGCCUGCCAAGCAGUGAACGCUCAUUGGUCAUAUCCUACAUGGGGGUGGCUGCAAAUCAGCACCCAGAAUGCUUGCCGACAUGCCCAUCGAGAGGCAUGUACGUUCCGCAAUGAAUAGUUCUAGGUUAGAACUGCCAUGGUCAAGUCACUGCUCAGGCAUCAGCACCAGCAGUGACUGUGGUAUUGAGCAGUUCAGGAUGUCCAAGAAGCAGUAUUCUUGAAAUGUGAUCAUUUUAACACUUUUUUUAAUUAUUUAUUCUAAGAUAGGACUCUUCUUAAGCAAUUGUUCUUAGAGUUAUGCCUGUACAGCUCUUUUUUUCUGUUAUGAUGUACCCAAUCUGUGCGCUUUUUUGUGUAUAAAAUGUGAAUAAAAGUUGAAAGUA
Messenger RNA from Procambarus clarkii (red swamp crayfish), 13606 nucleotides. The record is from RefSeq and is a predicted model, not a curated record. NCBI's taxonomy places the organism in Eukaryota, Metazoa, Arthropoda, Malacostraca, Decapoda, Cambaridae.